GAGAGCUGAAAUAAACUCAGCUGGUAAUUGGUAAACACAUAAAGUGAAAGGGAAGAAUGAUUUUCAAAUGCAUUGAUUUCCACCUGUUGAUCGCUCUCCAGCUAUGGGCCCACCACCGCCACACCACCCGCACAGGUGUCGAUCCCCUAAUUUGCAUGGCUGCCGGCACCCUGUAAUUUAUAAACCUUCACCGGCAACGAGUCCCGAGUAAACAACAAUUACUCGCUCUAACGCCUAUCGCUUUGCGCGUUUUCUCAUAAUGGCCUCCUCCCAUUUUGCGAUUCUGGUGCUGAUUGUGGCGGCAGCGGCGGCGGCGCAAAUUGCAGCCGCAGGUGGUAGGCGGCUGAGACCGUGGGAUCCCAUUAUCCGGUGGCCGGUGGGCGGCCGUGAAGAGGAGGAGAACGGUACCAGGUGGGCGUUGCUGGUGGCGGGUUCGAACGGGUAUGGGAAUUAUCGGCAUCAGGCUGAUGUUUGCCAUGCUUAUCAAAUACUUAAAAGGGGAGGUCUAAAAGAUGAGAACAUCGUAGUUUUCAUGUACGACGACAUUGCAAUGAAUGAGCUGAAUCCAAGAAAAGGAGUUAUAAUCAACCAUCCAACUGGUGAGGAUGUCUAUGCGGGCGUUCCUAAGGAUUACACUGGCAAGCAAGUCACUACAGAGAACUUGUACGCUGUUAUCCUUGGUGACAAAAGUGCCGUGAAAGGUGGAAGCAAAAAGGUCAUAAAUAGUAAGCCGGGUGAUAGGAUAUUUAUAUACUAUUCUGACCAUGGUGGACCAGGAGUUCUUGGUGAGUUCAAUCUAAUCGAACAUCAUCUUGUGAAUUUUCAGUUUUCUACAACAUUGUUCUUGCAUAUUUCGUCUGAUCUCGGUGAUAGAGACUUCAUCGAUGUUCUAAAAAAGAAACAUGCUUCGGGGACCUACAAAGAGAUGGUUAUAUAUGUCGAGGCGUGUGAAAGUGGAAGUGUAUUUGAAGGUAUGAUGCCUGAUGAUCUGAACAUCUAUGUGACAACAGCAUCAAAUGCAGAAGAGAGUAGCUGGGGAACAUACUGUCCAGGGAUGAGUCCUUCACCGCCUCCCGAGUAUAUUACGUGCUUAGGCGAUUUGUAUAGUGUUGCUUGGAUGGAAGAUAGGUUCUGUAUUAUCCCAUUUCAAUGUCCAACUCGUGUUUUCUUGUCUGCAGCGAGUCCCAUAACCUCCAAAGAGAAACAGUCGAGCAGCAAUAUCAGCAGUUUAAUGUUUCCUUUUUCACUUUCCCCCUCGAACUUUUUAGCUCCGAGUUUAUUGAUUGAGCUCAAAUCAAGCCUAUGGUUGCAGUACAAGAAACUAGAGCACAGUGGAGAAGACAAAGAAGAGCUUCUCAAGCAGAUAACAGAUGUGAUUCUGCACAGAGAACAUCUCGAUGGCAGCAUGGUCAUAAUCGGCCUUGUUUUAUUCGGUCCAGAAAGAGGCCCGUCUGUUCUCAAAUCCACGAGAGGCCCUGGUUUGCCAAUUACAGAUGAUUGGGAUUGUUUGAAAUCAACGGUUCGGCUUUUUGAGGCGCAUUGUGGUUCGUUGACUCAAUACGGUAUGAAACACAUGCGGGCCUUUGCUAACAUUUGCAAUGCUGGGGUUUCGUUCGAUAGAAUGGAGGAAGCUUGUAUGGCUGCGUGUAACGGGCGCGACUCGACUAAAUGGAAUCCUUCGAGCGGUGGUUAUAGUGCUUGA
This is a messenger RNA of Striga asiatica, 1702 nucleotides long. NCBI's taxonomy places the organism in Eukaryota, Viridiplantae, Streptophyta, Magnoliopsida, Lamiales, Orobanchaceae. The record is from the annotation of a GenBank genome assembly.